AUGGCUUCAGGAAGGUCAUCAAUUUAUCAAGAUUUGUCUGAGAUUUAUGAUAAUGUAAUCAAUAAGGAACAUCCUCGAAAGCUGAUACCGGAACUUUGCAAGCAAUUUUACAAUCUUGGAUGGGUGACUGGCACUGGCGGUGGCAUUAGCAUCAAACUCGACGAUGAAAUCUACAUCGCGCCGUCCGGUGUCCAGAAGGAACGAAUUCAACCCGAUGAUCUCUUUAUACAAAAUAUUGAAGGAGAUGAUUUACAAACUCCACCGGAUUAUAAAAAGUUAACAAAAAGCCAAUGUACACCUUUGUUUAUGCUGGCGUAUAAAGAGCGCAAUGCAGGAGCUGUUAUCCACACGCAUAGUCCUGCGGCAGUAAUGGCAACAUUACUUUGGCCCGGAAAAGAAUUUCGUUGCACUCAUUUGGAAAUGAUUAAGGGUAUUUAUGAUUACGAAUUAAAUCGUAAUCUUAUGUACGACGAAGAAUUGGUGGUGCCUAUCAUAGAAAACACACUGUUUGAGAAAGAUCUGGAAGAGUCGAUGGCAAAUGCACUAAAAGAAUAUCCGGGCACUUGUGCCAUACUUGUACGCCGCCAUGGCGUUUACGUGUGGGGUCAAAACUGGCAAAAAGCAAAGACAAUGGCUGAAUGCUACGACUAUCUUUUUUCGCUGGCAGUAGAGAUGCAUAAAGUUGGUCUGGACGCUAAUGCCGUACCUAAGCAAUACUAAGCACCUCGCCUGGCUGAUAGCGAGCGAUACUCCAAAACUCACAAACGAUAAUGGAUCAACGUAGACUUGGAAGUAGAAUUAGAAUUGUUAUCAUGGUUUAUCCAUGAAUUGUCUCAGUGCAUUUCCUACCGUUGUAUUGUUUUAAUUGAGAGCACAAUCACAGGGUAAUAUUUAUAUUGCAAAUGAUGUAUGGAUUGAAUAAUGGAGAUAUGCAAACAAGUGAUAGAACGAAUGUUUUGUACGAAAUAUUAGUAAGUUUUUGAACUCGAGCGCUGUUUCCAGCACCAUCCCUCAACCAAGACCAAGUUUUCAUUCGAGCCUAGCACGGCAUAGCCAUAUUCCAAUUUUAUAAAA
This is a messenger RNA of Anopheles nili, 1074 nucleotides long. RefSeq names its product probable methylthioribulose-1-phosphate dehydratase. Bases 1 to 720 code for a protein of 239 amino acids. Gene Ontology annotation, molecular function: metal ion binding; methylthioribulose 1-phosphate dehydratase activity. The transcript has 7 exons. The record is from RefSeq and is a predicted model, not a curated record. NCBI's taxonomy places the organism in Eukaryota, Metazoa, Arthropoda, Insecta, Diptera, Culicidae. Gene Ontology annotation, cellular component: cytoplasm.